ACACCUCCUGGUGACACCAGCACAUCUGUGACCACUUCGACCUACCUCACUUCAUCUCCUACAAUUUCUGAAGUCACCACGAUGCCAAACUCUACUCCUAGUGAAGGAAGCACUCCAUUAACAACUAUUCCUGUCAGCACCACACGUGUGACCAGUUCUCAGGGUAGCACCCUUACAACACCUUCUGUUGACACCAGCACACGUCUCACUACUUCUAUCCAAGCCAGUUCAUCUCCUACAACUCCUGAAGUCACCACCAUGCCAAUCUCAACUCCUAGUGUACGAGGCACUCCAUUAACAACUAUUCCUGUCAGCACCACACCUGUGACCAGUUCUGAGGGCAGCACCCUUUCAACACCUUCUGUUGACACCAGCACACCUGUGAUUACUUCCACCCAAGUCAGUUCAUCUGCUACAACUCCUGAAGGUACCAGAAUGCCAACCUCGACUCCUAGUGACGGAAGCACUCAAUUAACAACUAUUCCUGUCAGCACCACACGUGUGACAAGUUCUCAGGGUAACAUCCUUUCAACACCUUCUGUUGACACCAGCACAGCUAUGACCACUUCUACCCACGUCAUUUCAUCUCCUACAACUUCUGAAGGUACCAGUAUGCCAAUCUCGCCUCCUAGUGAAGGAAGCACUCCAUUAACAACUAUGCCUGUCAGCACCACAUCGGUGACCAUUUCUGAUCCUAGCACAGCUUCAACAGCUCCUCCUGACACCGGCACUUCUGUGACCACUUCGACCUACCUCACUUCAUCUCCUACAACUCCUGAAGUCACCACGAUGCCAAUCUCUACUCCUAGUGAAGGAAGUACUUUAUUAACAACUAUUCCUGACAGCACCACACGUGUGACCAGUUCUCAGGGUAGCACCCUUUCAACACCUUUUGUAGACACCAGCACACCUGUGACUACUUCUAUCCAACACACCUGUGACCACUUCUAUCCAAGUCAGUUCAUCUGCUACAACUCCUGA
Messenger RNA from Piliocolobus tephrosceles (Ugandan red Colobus), 981 nucleotides. RefSeq names its product mucin-17-like. The record is from RefSeq and is a predicted model, not a curated record. Lineage: Eukaryota; Metazoa; Chordata; Mammalia; Primates; Cercopithecidae. The annotation marks the transcript as partial. The transcript is spliced from 2 exons.